Aspergillus caelatus is the source of this 1494-nucleotide messenger RNA. Its product is annotated as pyridoxal phosphate-dependent decarboxylase family protein. The record is from RefSeq and is a predicted model, not a curated record. Bases 43 to 1494 code for a protein of 483 amino acids. The transcript has a single exon. Lineage: Eukaryota; Fungi; Ascomycota; Eurotiomycetes; Eurotiales; Aspergillaceae. Gene Ontology annotation, molecular function: pyridoxal phosphate binding; carboxy-lyase activity. Gene Ontology annotation, biological process: amino acid metabolic process.
CAGAAAGGUCCAUACCUGUAUUCCUCGACAACAAUAUACACGAUGCCUCAUCAAAAUCCAGAGGAGACAGUGAACAAUCAUGACAUGAAUCAGGUCACGAACGCUUUUCAAAAGCUAUCUGAACGCGUCGGAUGCCGCAACCUGCCGCUUGAAACUGUACGAGUUGCCAACUAUCCAAGUGAAGAAUGGCUAUCGGAGAUUCAGAGACGCACCCCGUCGAACACGGGCAGGCCAUUGGAAGAUGUACUCCGAGAGGCCGACGAGAUCUUCUCAUAUCGCAUCAGCACAAAGCAUCCUCGAUUCUUUGCGUUCAUUCCGUCACCAGUCUCCCCCGUGUCUUGGCUGGGAGACUCCCUCACUUCCGCAUACAAUACCUAUGCGGGAAGCUCAGAAUCAGGAUCCGGCGUCUGCGCCGUGGAAAGAUCCAUGAUCGCCUGGAUUGCUGAACAAUUUGGCUUACCUUCAUCUGCGGGGGGCCAGUUUGUGUCUGGGGCGUCGAUGGCUACCUUGACGGCAGUUACCGUUGCCAGAGACCAGCGUUUGAGCGUUGGGCUGCGGCCAAAAGCGACCGUGUACAUCUCAGAUGAGUCACACUUCUGUAUCAUUAAGGCACUUCGCAUCAUCGGCUUCCUGGACUCCCAAAUCCGGACCAUCCGCUGCGAUUCAAAAUACCGCAUGGAUACCGACUAUCUCCGUCGUGCGAUAUCUAAAGAUACCGAAGAUGCCCUCAAGCCAUUCCUUGUUGUCGCGACGUGUGGGACAACGAGCACCGGCGCCAUUGAUUCUCUGAACGAAAUUGCAGACAUAGCUGACGAACAUGGAUUAUGGAUGCACGUCGACGCGGCCUACGGCGGAUCAGCCGCAUUUUCAAGCACCCAUCGAUCUCUAGUGAACGGACUUGGCCGAGCGGAUAGCAUCGCCUGGGAUCCUCACAAAUGGCUCUUCCAAACGUACGGCUGUGGGGCUAUCCUCUUCCGCGAGAAAUCUCACCCCCUGAAGAGUUUUGCAUCCACGGCUCAUUUCUGCCGCGACUUUGAAGAUGAAAAGGAGCCCCAGAAUCCAUGGAACUAUGGAAUUGAGCUGACGAGGCCCGCACGACACAUGCGACUUUGGUUCAGUUUACAGGUGCUUGGCAUGGACACGAUUGACAAGAUGAUUGGGCGAGGCUUUGAGUUAUCAGCCGUUGCUGAAGGCGAGAUAAAAAAGCUGGCAGAUUGGAUUAUCUUGGCCCCCACAUCUUUGGCCAUUGUGAACUUUCGCUUUGCCCCACACGGCCUUAUUGAUGACCUUCUGGACCAGGUUAAUACUCGCGUUUCGAAAGAUUUGGCCGCCGAGAAUAUCGCGUGCAUACUCACCACUCAUCUGGGAGGUGUGGUUGGUCUCCGGAUGUGUACCAUCAAUCCGCGGACCACUGACGACGAUAUACGUCGUGUGGUGAGUGCACUGGAUCGCAGUGCUCAGGGUGUAUAUGAGGAGCUUUCUAAAAGACCCUAA